This is a messenger RNA of Triticum dicoccoides, 1349 nucleotides long. Its product is annotated as PHD finger protein ING2-like. The record is from RefSeq and is a predicted model, not a curated record. The transcript is spliced from 7 exons. Lineage: Eukaryota; Viridiplantae; Streptophyta; Magnoliopsida; Poales; Poaceae. The coding region runs from base 130 to 1002 and encodes 290 amino acids. Gene Ontology annotation, cellular component: nucleus.
UCAUCCACCGGGAAAAAACUCUUCCCAGCGAGAUUUCCCCACCCGUCUUCUUCCUCCGAAACCCUAAUCCCCAAAUCGGGGAAUCGGACCCAGCCCGGCGCCGCGGAAAGCAUCCCCCCAUCGACCGGCAUGGCGAUUGCUCGCACUGGCGUGUACGUGGACGACUACUUGGAGUGUGAGAUCGCCGGCUCCGAUUUGUUUCCCUUUUCCUUUCCAUUCGGGGUGCUUUUGGGCCUUUUGCCCUUAUUACUGCUUCCGUAUCGUUCCGCAGAUUCGAGCACCCUGGCCGGCGACCUGCAGAGGAUCCUCUCCACCAUGCACGAGCUCGACGAGAGGGCCCAUGGCAUUUUGGGUCAGACUAAAGGGCAGAUCAAAUUUCUCCUAGGGGUGCCAUCCCAUGGGUUCGACAGGCCAAACGUGGUGCAUGAUGAGAAUGCCUCGGAGAAGAUGACGAGGGAUAUCGAAAAUAGCCAGGACAAUGCGCUUAGUCUCUGCACGGAGAAAGUGUUGCUCGCACGCCAAGCUUAUGACCUGAUAGAGAGCCAUAUCAAACGUCUUGAUGAAGACCUAGGCCAGUUUGCAGAAGAUUUAAAGCAAGAAGGAAAAAUACCUCCAGAUGAACCGCAUAUCCUUCCUCCAAUGCCGGUGGGUGGCAGGGAUGAAAGACGGAGGUCCAGUUUUAGUACACCCCAAGCAGCAAGGAAGUUUGUCAGAGAGAAGGAAUGGGAGAGGGAUAGGGAGAGAGGUAUGGACUUCGACUUAAUGCCCCCUCCAGGUAGCAGCAACAAGAAGGCCGUUGCAUCUAUGGAUGUGGAUCAAAUGAUUGAUCCAAAUGAACCGACAUAUUGUAUAUGCCACCAGGUUUCAUAUGGUGAUAUGAUUGCUUGUGACAAUGAGAAUUGUGAAGGAGGCGAAUGGUUCCACUACUCGUGCGUUGGUCUGACACCUGAAACCAGAUUCAAAGGGAAAUGGUUUUGCCCAACUUGCAGGAAUCUUCAAUGAGAGGUUCUCCUAAAUUGUGUUGAUGAGGCGAGCGGUUCCAGUCGGUCCAGACUUUGCCCAACAUGCAGGACUCUUCAACACAAGGCUCUCAGAAGCUUUUCUUGGACAGGAGGAUACCAAAUGGUACAUGUUUCAAUUUGUAAGGAGGCUUUUACUUACAGUGUGGUCUUAUUUUGGUAAUAAUGUAUAUGCUGGAGAGAACGCAACUGUUCUGUAGAAGGAUAAAAACGCUUGGCGUGUUCUGUUGUUGUAUCUUGUUGCUGCAAAUAAUCUGUCAUAGUUCCGGAUGUCAGUAACCUGUAAACCAUUUACUUUGAUCGUGAUGUCUAUUAAGCGUCAUUGCAACC